Molecule: messenger RNA, 5993 nt
Organism: Lymnaea stagnalis (great pond snail)
Lineage: Eukaryota; Metazoa; Mollusca; Gastropoda; Lymnaeidae
Source: the annotation of a GenBank genome assembly
AAGUCUGGUAAAAGUUGAAUUGCAAAUGUUUUAAAAAAUUUAAAAAAAAACACUUAUAAUAAUAACUUUCAACUAUUUGACCAUGUUUGUAACUAGAAUAGAACACACCUUUUUUCAACUACUUGAAACACCAUCAUGUACUCGUAGGUGCUAGACAGUAAAUUAUGUGUUAAUGUCCAUUAAGAUGUGUGCAGGGGGAAGUACAUUAGAGUUCUUGUUUAAUGUGUUGAAGGUGAACAUUAAGUGGCAUGUAACCUAAUUUGUGCGCAAAAUUAAUGAAAAGUUCAUGAGUUUUCAUAGGUGAUUUAAUAUACUUUUAGGGUUCGGUUAAAGCUUUUUUAAGAUCCAUAUUUUUAAUUUGUAUUUAAUAAUUAUUAUUAUUAUUUUUUUGUUGCAAUAUGGGAAACGUUACAAAUAUAGCAUUAUUGUUGCUAUCUUUGAUUUGUUUUUAACUUUCAUUUCUAGAGUUAAUUUCUUCAUUGCUCUGUUAAGUCCAUUUGGCGUUAGAUAAUCUUCAAAGAGAGCAAAUUUUCUUACCAGUUAUUUUUUAUUAAGAUAGUAUAUCUUUAGUGCGUCAGUACUUUUUUUUUUCUUUGUUUUUAUAUUAUUUUUUUUGUUGUUUUUUAAUUGUUUAGGCCAUUUUUUUAAUAGUCUGCGAUUUGAUAUAAAGUUUUAAAAAACGAAAAGUCACAUAAGAAUAAAUUAACAAUUAUAAAGCGAUAAAAAAUAUUAAAUGCAAAUGAGUCCUUAAUGUUUAAAAUUACGAUUUUGCUUUGAUAUUUAAAUGAGUUUUCAAGAUAAAUUGUUAUAGAGUGGUAUAUUACUGUUUGAAAAAAAAAAUGAGGAAUGUUUAAUAAACUCCUUGUGUCAUAUGAAUUCGAAGUAUGCAAACCAAUAAUUAAGCGAAGAACUUAAAUUUAUGGUAUUUAAUUUACAACAUGUUAUCUUUUCUGAAAUGUAAUUUAAUUUGCAGUUUAAUGUAUAUCAAACAUGUAUUAAAGACAUCAAACAAAUGUUUAAUCUGCUACCAGAGCACAUACAUCCAUACACUUAUAAAGAUUGUUUUAAAAGGUUAUAGUGUGGAUGAUUAUUGUAUGCACUGAUUUGAUCAGAAAAAUAGCUAGCCUCUUAAAUUGCUUCACAUAUUUUAACUUUUUUUUGUUUAAAUAAUAGAAUUAGAAAUCGUUUAAAUAACGACAGGCUUAUGUAACUUACGAUUGUUUUUUGGGGUUAAAAUAAGAAAUAAUAAUUAGAUUCUAAACAUCAUUAUUCAUUUCAAAACAUAUAUAUAUUAACUUAGUAAUGAGGAAAAGGAUUGACUUUACGCCUACAACAUGUUAACGUUAUGUUCAACUAAUUUGAUUUUACAAAGAUCUUUGAAAUUGCAAUUUUUAUACACUAAUUAAUCUAUUUAGACAGAAACCUUAAUGUGGAAAAUAAUAUUAACAUGCUUUGCAAGGCAAUUUUUCCUAGAGCUUCGCAGGAUUAGUCAUAUCAGACCUUUCUUAACGUUAGAUGCAUCAAAGAGGCUGAUGUCUGCAUUUGUGUUAUCACGCAUGGGCUACUGCAAUGCUCUCAUGGUUGCCGGUCCGCGCUCGCAUAGAGUACAAAAUUGCAACUUUGUGCUACCGCUGCUUACAUGACCUGGCGCCAUCUUAUCUCAAAGCACUCAUGACGCCUUAUGUACCCAACUAGAGAGCUCUGCUCAUCCGAUACUGGCAAAAUUUCGAUACCGUGUGUUCGCCUUAAGACUUAGGGAAAGCGCACUUUUGCAUUUGCCGGCCCAACAAUUAGGAAAGCCCUUCCAGUCGCUCUCAGAAACAGCCGGACACUGGAGUUCUUUAAAACCGAUUUAAAAACACAUCUAUUUCGAAAACACCUUCUGAGAUGAUGAUAUCUACCAUCUUUUUUUCAGUUAACGUAUAUUGGUUUGAGUUGCUUAUGGUUGAAACGGGAUAAAAGACUUUGACUUGGUAUGCUCGUAUGUAGUUUUAUAUUCUUGCGUCAAUUUUUUAAAUGUGGUAAAUUUUAGAUUGUUUUUAUUUCUCUUUUUAAUAUGGUUGGCUUUGUAACAUGCUUCAAGCUUUUGGGGAUGAAGCGUGUUUUUCAAAUAAACUCUAUUAUAAUUAUUAUUAUAUGAACAGCUUUUGGAUAAAUAUAAAUUUUUAUUUAUAAAAUGUUUUGGAAUCAAUCUAAUAUUUAACAAAUUCUAAUUCUAUCGACUAGUUCAGCUGAAAACAUAUUCAAAACUGUAAUAACAGUACCUUUUCAGAAAUAGAUCUAAGAGCUUUCUGUACAAAAUUUACUGUUAAUUUUAAUUAUUAACUUUGUGUUUAACAACCCAUAGUUAUAUUCUAGAAAGAAAAAGAAACAUAAUUUUAUGACGAUCAAAAACUCUGAAACGGUGAGAUCAGUAGUGACUACCUCGACUAACAAGUCAUUUCUUUCAUUCCUUGGUCCCACACCAUUUUUAAACCGUUCAAUUUAAUAGCACACACAUUUCAAACAAUCAAACCAGCAGUCAAUAAUACUUUUGAAUCUUAACGCAUGACCAAAAAAAAAUGUUUUAUCAAACAUAACGGCAACUGGGAUUUCUUGAAAAACACCCAUGGACACGCCCAUUUUGCCCCGUAUAGGUACCUUGAUAUGAGUGAUUAAUACGACGAGAUAAAUCAAUUUUUUUUUUAGAGACCCUACAUCUGAUUAAAAUUGAUUAAAAUUGAUUAAAAUAGUUCAUUUAUAUAUAUAUAUAUAUAUAUAUAUAUAUAUAUAUAUAUGUAUAUAUUUAUAUAUAAAUGAACAUAUAUAUAAAUAUAUAUAAUAUAAAUAUACAUAUAGAUGUGAGUGUGUGAGUGUGUAUCCAUAUUUAUUGAAUUUUUAAGCCAAAAUUAAAUAAGACCAUUGUACAUAGACAUAUUAUUUAUCGAAAUAUAAUCAUGUCUCCAACUUUUUUAGAGACAGUGAACUUGACGCAUGAAUAAAAUGUUUGAGGGUCCCCUAGCAAAACACUAAUCAAUACACUUUCACAAACCAGAUCAUAAUAAAAUAUUUACGCAAAUCAUAACAUUCUUCUGCUCAUUUACAAUUAUUUUAAUUAUAUUACUUGAGGACAGGAUGAAAAACAUAACAAAAGAAAAUGUGUAAGGCAAUUUUAAAUAAUUAUUAACAAGACUUUAGAAUAAUGUUGAUAUAAAGAAAACUUCCGCCAUUUCAGGCAUUGAACAAAGUAGAGUUUAAUAACACAACUCUAUUGACAACAAAUUAAAAUAACGUAAAUUAAGUUAAAUUCUAACUAUUGAAAAUACAUAAAAUUUGCUAAUACUAAGACAUAUUUUAACAAACAAGAAAAAGUAAAAAAAAUUAUCGUAGUUUACAGUGAAUUUAGGAUUGUUACUAAUAUUAAUACAUUUAAAAAAAAAAUGAUAUAUUUAGCACGAUAAAAUUUAUUUCUGUAAUGGAUUGUUACGACCUUCGUGUGGACGACAAGAUAGUACAAAUGUCCCAUUAUUUAUGAAAUGCAUAUUCUGUCGGCUCAGUUCAGACUCACGAUGUCUAAUAAAUUAACACAAACAAAACUGCUUUCUUUCAUAAGUAAUGCUCUAAUAAGUAAUCAGUCGCAUUUUGCACUAAUUCUUAAAAUACUGAUAUUGAAUUAUUUAAAUUUGCUAAAGAAUUUUCAAUAAUCGUGUAUAUUACCACAACGCACCACCAUCUUUCCAGAGAUAAAGCUAAUGAGAAGGAGAUGGAGAGAGAAAAAGAGGGAAAGAUAGUGCCAGAGACAGAAGGAGAGAGCGUGUAAGUAGCUUUAAAGCGGGUAAUAUAUUAUAUUAUUCGUGAAGAUAAUAUAACAUUUUUUUCAUAUAAAUAUUUAAAAUUAUAAUAAAUGGAAAAAUUGAAACGUUUUUCGUAAAUUGAAAAAUAAAAUUAAUGUACUUCAUUUAAAAAGAAAGAAUAAUACUAGUUAUUAUACUAGCCCUACAUAUAAAUUAAAUAUGCAUGCACUCUUAAAUAACAGUGAACUGGUUAAAAUUAUAAUAUUUAAUAAUUCAUUUUGUCUUUUAAAUAAUCGAUCUAUUAUUUAUCAUAUCUCUCUGUUGUACUGAACAUUAUUAAAAUUUAUUUCAAAUAUAAAAGUUCAGGAAAAAUACGAUCUCUCCUUCUUGUUGGUGGACCCCUUCACGGAAAAAGCACUCUUGGAGAUAAGAUUAUAAGCAAGAAGUUCUUUACUGAGCAUGGCCCAUCAGAAAAGAUUGAAAUUAAAAAAGAAAUAGGUAACGGAUUUGAAGUUACUGAGUACCAUGGACUCCUUGAGAACAUAGAUGAAAUUGACAAAAUCUUCAAUGCAGCAGAGGAUGCCGUACUAAAGCGUUUUCCUGUUGAAACCCAAGAUUAUGAGAAUUUUAAUAAAUCAAAAUUGUUAUCAAUCGAAUCCAGGCCUGAUAAUAAAGAUGAAGGAUUUAAUGCUCUAAUAUUUGUAAUUAAAUAUGGAAUAAGAUUGACUAAACAAGAAAUCCAAGUCAUGGACAUGAUAAAGUUUGUUUUUGGAAAAGAUAUCUUUAAGGAUCGUGGAAUCAUUGUGUUUACAUUCGGAGAAAACCUUACACCCGAUGAAACUAUUGAAGACUAUAUUGGAAAAUUCAAAAAUGAAUUUAAGACCCUCUUUGGCGAGAAACUAACCAGAUUCAUUAUGUACAAUCAUAAAACUACAGAAAUUAAAAGAUUAAACGAAGAAUUAGAUGAUUUAUUAAACGAUAUCAAACUUGAAAGGUAUACAAUGAAACAGUUUCGUGCAGCUGCACUUGAAAGUUAUAAUAAGCGCUUAGAAGGCAAAUAUAAGAAAUGUGAAAAAUGUACAGAUGAAUUUUUUUUUAAUGUCAGAAAGGUACUGCAAGAUAGGGACCAGACAAUCAUUGACUGGGUUAAGAUAAAAGAUGCUGUAAACACAAUAAUUAAUUUUUGUAAAAGUGAAGAUAUGAACACAGAAUUUAAAAAAUUACUAAAAAAGAUACAAAGUAAGUUUGAGAGAACAAAAAAAGAAGCUUGUGAAAAACAAUCUGAACUUCUGCCUUUGCUUAAAUCUUUACAUGAACCUGUUGAGGAGUAUUUGUCUAAGAGGUCAACCCAAUGUUUACCGUGUAAAAAAAAAUAAUUUUUUUUCUUCUUCUUAAAUUGAUUAUCCUGUAUUGAAUGUUUUUGACUGAAACUAUGCGUAAUAAUAUUUCUUGUGUUCUUCCUUAUAACAGCUAUUUUUAAAUUUGUUUAAUUUUUAACUUCUAUUUUAUUUUUUAAAAUACUUAAUUUUAAAACAAAAUGUAUUUUCAUGUUGAAAAUAAUAAUCUAAAAGCUGAAAUUCUCAUGUCAUUGUUCACUUUCAAAAAAAUGUUUUACAUUUUUAUAAAAGCAGUUGUUGUUUUUUUAUUUAAGUAUACAUUUUUUUUAAAAAUUACACUUGGUUAUGUUUAUUUUUUCACCAUGUAUUGCGAUUGUUUAUUUUUAAUAUAAUGUGGCUUUGCCUUGAAAUUACCUAACCGUUUUUUUUUUAUUUUAUAAAUUUGUAUCACAAAAAUGCUUUAUAAAGUUAUUUUAUUAUGAAUAAACUAAUUCUGAAGUAAAAGAUCACUAGUUUAAACAUUCAAUUGCAAAGUCAAUGUCAAGCGUUUUUUAUAUCAAACAAAUCUUAAGGUAAAUAAAUGUGAAUUUAGUUUAAGAUUGAAAAAUAUCUUAUACAUUUGAAAAAUUAAUAUUGAUCAAAGUUUCCAUGUGUACAAAAGAAUAAAUAAAAGUCAUAAUAGCUUUCUAAAAUUUUUAAUUAGUAUUAACAAUAAAAGGUUUAUUUGCAAUAAGCUCUCAAACAAUAGACACGAAUGCCUUAAAAAUCAAUAAUAUUGUUGUUUAUAAUUCUUUAUAUUAACUUUCAGCAUUAUUAUUAUAAUAAAUAAAUAAUUUUCUCUUUUCAUCACAAUUAAUAUUUUUUGUCAAACAAAAGUUAAAAA